AAAAAUAGAGGUGCAUUUAUCCGUGUCGCAGCUUAUAAUCCAGUUCAAUAGAUCGAUAAUUCCUUACUGCGUGGAAUGGAUGACGAGUUGGAGGACAAGGUGCUGUACCAGACCUAUGCGUCCUACAUGAAAUUCCUCUCGAAGUUCGCCCUGGGAGUCCCCACGUUUAACUCCUCCGCUUCGUACAUGUGGAAGCUGCUGCGAUUAUACCUCACGAAGCCCGAGGUGAUCAUCUGCGGACUGCUGCUGGUCCUCCUCGUGGUCUACCUACAGGCAGUGGAGGUGUGGAGCCGGGACUUCGUGGGGCGCAUACAGAAGACGCUCGGCUACACGACAAAGGCCAGCAAAUUGCAGUUGUUGUCGACGUACUCGGAGAAGUUGAGUUGGGAAGUGAAGAAGGAUGCCAGUGCCUGCUUCGCCAUUCAGGGUAGGCGUCCCCGGAUGGAGGAUAGAUUUAUUGUCGAGGAAAACGUCAACAGUGACACGGGUAUCGCCCUCUUUGCCAUUUUCGAUGGACACGCUGGAGAUUACGCAGCCGAUUAUGCCAAAGACGUCCUCAUGAAGAGUGUUUCUCGGAAGAUCAUCGAUGCCCACAAUAUCAUCCUCGGGAAGCCUGUGGAGACGCCAGAGAAGAAGGUCGCCAAGGCAGAGGAGGAUGAGAGCAACAAGGAGAACAUCGCUGUGGACAAGAAUGCUGUGACGCCACUCGCGCAGAGGCGCUCCAGCUUCCGGAAGUCCUAUUCCUCGUUCACAGAGGACUGCUUGCAGAAGGGGAACUGCCAGCAGGCGGCUCCGGAGCCGGACAUCUACAAUCUAAACGCUCUGUGCCGACCACUGAACAAGGAGGCCUUCCUGGGUCAGAACGUGGCUGCCCAGAAGACGGAAAGACCGCAAGUGAUGGAGACCAAGUGCUAUAUAGAGAGUGGCAAGAUUAACUACGGCAAAUUGCUCACGGAUGAGGUUCUGGCCGCUGAUCACGAUCUUGUGGAGGCAGCAAAGAAGAUUAAAAAUUUUGCUGGCACAACAGCUCUCAUCGCAGUUCUCGACGGUACGAAACUCGUGGUGGCGAAUGUGGGCGAUUCUAGGGGUGUAAUGUGCGAUUCCAAAGGGAAUGCAAUUCCGCUGUCCUUCGAUCACAAGCCUCAGCAGGUGAGGGAGAAGAAGAGGAUCCAGGAAGCGGGUGGUUUUGUGGCCUUCAACGGUGUGUGGAGAGUUGCUGGCAUCCUGGCGACUUCACGCGCCAUGGGAGACUAUCCGCUGAAGGAUAAGAAGCUUGUUAUCGCCGAUCCCGACAUUUUGACCUUCAAUCUCGCAGAUCACAAGCCGAUGUUCAUCAUCCUGGCGUCUGACGGGUUGUGGGACACUUUCAGCAAUGAAGAGGCGGUGUCCUUCAUCAAGGAUCGCCUGGAUGAGCCCCAUUUUGGCGCCAAGGCGCUGACGAUGCAGUCUUAUUAUCGUGGCUCCGUGGAUAACAUAUCGGUUCUCGUGGUGGUGUUCAAGAAUGGCACCUUCCGCGUGGGGUCCUCGGGGUCUGACUGAACUGGGCAGCUUUUAACAUUUACCAGAGACUUGUUUUUUGCCUCAUUGGGCCCCAAAGUACGGACAAAGGCGACCGUACGAGUCAUUUAUUUUAUUAUGUAUGUUUAUUGUCACUCGGGAAACUCUUCCCGCAUUAUUUUAUCUCUCCUCGUCACAAUAUUGAAAGAAAAAAGAUUCGUAUAAUGUUAGGUAGAGAAAUUAGGGCACUUGUUUGUUUGCACGUAGUGUU
This is a messenger RNA of Phlebotomus argentipes, 1768 nucleotides long. Its product is annotated as protein phosphatase 1L. The coding region runs from base 76 to 1539 and encodes 487 amino acids. Gene Ontology annotation, biological process: protein dephosphorylation. Gene Ontology annotation, molecular function: cation binding; protein serine/threonine phosphatase activity. The record is from RefSeq and is a predicted model, not a curated record. The transcript is spliced from 4 exons. Lineage: Eukaryota; Metazoa; Arthropoda; Insecta; Diptera; Psychodidae.